Molecule: messenger RNA, 16333 nt
Organism: Pocillopora meandrina
Lineage: Eukaryota; Metazoa; Cnidaria; Anthozoa; Scleractinia; Pocilloporidae
Source: the annotation of a GenBank genome assembly
AUGAAAGUAACGCUUGGCACAUGGCACAUCACAUUUCUCUUCCUAAGUUUAGUGACAACAAUUCAGACUAAGAUCUCUCAAGCGGCGUUCAAAGGAGACAAAACAUCUAAAACGACAAGUAAAAGUCACCAACAUCACAAAGCGGAGGUGAAGAAGGAAAAACGUUUUAUGAACGAACAUUCUCCGAAAGGCAGAGUAGUUUAUUCAUUCGUAACGGACAGGAACCGAUAUUUGCCGAGAAGGCCGCGCCUGUAUCGAGCUUUCGUUGUUAGGCGUCCUUUAACAGUGCAACAAUCGAUAGAAAACGCUAACACGCGUCAAAACAUUCCUUUCAUGGAGGUGGAACCUACAUAUCAUCAACAGCUUGUAAGAGUUCGUCCCAUUUCGCGACCAAUUUACUACUUGCAAGACACGCCUGAUGAACAAGAAGCAGAGUUCGAGGAUCCAUUGAAUGAACCUGUUACUUUGAUGCCUGAGGAAUUUCCAGGUGCGAUAAAUUCGUUUGCAUAUUGAGGUCAAUAUCCCAGGGUAAACAAAUAGUCACUUUUAAAUACGACUCAAUGCAAAUUUUUUGUCGUGCCAUGACAUCUCACGCCUAAUUGAACUAAAUUGCAUUUGAGGAAGUGAUUGCUGAUUAAUUGUGCUAUUCAUUUAAUUGAUUUGCUUAAUUAACAGAACAUAGAUCAACAAAUUUCACUCGUUUAACAGCUUUACUUUUUUAGUUUUCGUCCAUAAAUUUUACGAGAAAGACGAUCCUUUGACCGAAAUAAUUUGAGAUAAACUCUCCCUAUAGGAAAAUAGGAGUCGGCACCAGAUAAUCGGUUUCAUUUUUUUUUUUUCUUCUAUGUAUAUAUUUAUCAGUACAUAUCGACAGCUGUCGUCCUAAUCCAUGUUAUAAUGGUGGACGGUGUAAGAGACUCAGACAUGGAAGAUUUAGAUGUGUAUGCCAUAGAGGGUACAGUGGUAGAUUAUGUAAUGGUACGUAUAUUCAUACUCAGUAUAUUAGAGUGAAAUUAGAAAUUAGAGUGUGGAACUAACUAACUAAUGUGUGAGUCGAACUCAAAGUCGAUUGCCUAAGACAAAAGGCUUCCUAAAAAUUUUAUUAUGCAUCACUGUAGAAAAGAAGCAAUUUGUAAUGGACUUCAAUGAAAGAUACACAUUUGUUGAUUCUUCGCUCAAAUCCUGGAGGUUGACACUGGAAUUUAAGAAACUUGUCCUUACUCCAUCACCAUCCGACAUCUCAACAGCGAAAGUUAUAAUCAAUUUAGGAAUGUUAAGUGAGCAAUUUAUUUGUAGUGAAGGACUUUAAUUUCUUUUUAACGCUCUCAGACGUCUUUCUCUAUUUUUGUCAUCAUUAUUACCAUUUCAUAAUCUACUCUUUCUGCGAUCACCAUUUGAUUUUAUUGUACAGUGCUGCGAACAAAAUGUAAACCGAACCCUUGCAUGAACGGAGGAACCUGCACUCAGCUGAAUGGAGGCUUUGAGUGCACAUGUUCAUUUGGCUACAAAGGAGAAACGUGCAGUCGUAAGUAUUAACGUACAUGUGUGGACAGCUUUGCAAAUUUAACUAAUCAUUAGUGUUGGAAAACAUUUUACAAAUAAGCUGUUAAAAAGAUUUCAAAAGUUUCAAAUUUGGGGACACCUGCAAAAUUUCUUUUCAAGAAUUGUAAAUUGCUCAAAGAGGCCUGGAUAAAGUCUUACGGAAAGAUUUGAAAAACUUAUAAGAGCAUAUCAAUUUGGAGACUUCACUAACGGAACACUUUUGGUUGUUGGUUUUUAGAGGAAGCCAAGUGUGGAAAUAAUCCGUGUCAGAAUGGAGGCUCGUGUACCGAGCUGGACACGGGCUUCCAGUGUAGCUGUGCUCCUGGGUAUCGUGGUAAAAAAUGUCAAGGUAAUCAGCCUUACUUUUUAGUUAACCUUUAAGCCCCUAGGAGUGGUUAACAUCUUAACCCUCCUUGCAGUAUCACUAUCAAUUAAACAUUAAGGACACGAAAAUAUCGGAAAUAGUCAGUAAUUUGAAAAUUUUCAAAUUUAAAAUUUAAAAGAAAUGGAUAGAAGACAGUAUAGAAAAUAUGCGCAUUAAUUUUAGCGUGUCAUAGAUUAAAGAUUUCAAACCGGUUGGAGGCAGAACUAUUCGCUGUGUAGAAAUCACAGCCAGCGAGUCGAAGGUAAAGCAUCCGAAAAAAAACAAAAAAAAAGCGCCAUCAUCAACCAGCAAUGCAGCUUUUCCCCAGGGCAACUAAGCUGGCGCUAUCUUGAUAAGAAUCUUUCCUCCUAAUUAACCUGAACAUAAGAAAUUCAAUGCAUGGGAUAUUUCAAGCGACAAGUUUCUCCGACUCAUUAACCUAGAAGCAACAAAAACCAUUUGUCGCAUUAAGAGCUAUUUCAAAUGCACCACUAUGGCUUUAAUUGCAGUAAUUUUUAUAUUUUGUCCCAGAAAUAAGCUACUGCUACAAGACACCCUGCAGAAAUGGUGGAACUUGUACUGAAACAGACACUGGGUUCGAGUGCGUCUGUCCAUCACAGUGGAACUGUAUCGACUGCAGCUGUAGCGGUAGGUUUCUUACAUCCGGUGAUCUUCUUCAAUGCAUUUCUUCUCUUGAGCAUUCAUAUUCUUAAUAUCUCGAUUUCUAUAUCCUUCACAUCACUUAUAAAUCAAUAAUAUCAUAUUUUGUUAUCAUUUUCAGCUGUUAAUGGUAUAAAGCAUUCUCUGGAUAAUUGUUUACCAAAUCCCUGCCAAAAUGGAGGCACCUGUUUUUCUACUCAUGAUGGCUUUAAAUGUCUCUGUAUGCAAGGUUACAAAGGAAAGUCAUGUGAAGGUACAAAGAUUAUCAGGUCUCAUCAUAUUUCUAAGUUUUAUUUUAAUCACUGAUCCAAGUAGGAAUUAAACCCUUCCUAAUCAAGGAUCAAAAAAGAUGUAAAACAAUAACGGUUCAAGUGGUCAUCUCAUAGUAAUUUGAAAGCGGAUGUAUUUGUGCCCCAAGAAAAAAUAAAUUUGAGAUCACUUUUAAAGCGAGAUAUUUGAGAAGCUAAGUUUGAUUAACAUCCCUUAUUUCAAGCCCUUUUCAAACGUACAUACGUCCAAGAGAAUUUGUGAACUGAGGCCAAGUAGCUGUGACUAUCUACAAAAGUUUAAUUUCUAUGUCAGCUGUCUCUUUUUAUGUUGGCAGCGGUUGAAUAUUGCAAUACUGAACCAUGCCUGAAUGGUGGAACAUGCAAGGAGACGGCAACGAGUUACAUCUGCCUUUGUAAAAGUAGAUUUCGAGGAAAAAACUGCGAUGGUGAGUAGUAGUAGUACCUUUUCAAAAUAUAGUUUGCUCUGAAAAUCCAAAUCGCAACUCUUACCAGCAUCUUUCCGAAAUAUUCAAUAACGUCUCUUUCGUUCGUAAAACGAGAAUGCUCUCUUUCCUCAUGGAGCAAGAAAACGCAAACACUUUCCUAAAUUUUGGGCCUUAUCUGAAUUUACUCUUUUAUUUAUUUUUAAAAUCGAUUUAUCUAUUUAUUUAUUUAUUUUUAAUGAUAAUAGUUUUCCUUUUGUAAAACCAAAUACAUCAACAACGACAAAGACAAUCUUUCUGUACUUUCUAUUCAUUUAAUGGUAACUGGACCGUGUAGAGUCUAGGUCAAUCUUUUGUCAUACAUGUGAUUAACCAACCCGAAUGCCCGUCAAGCGGAAGUUCGAUUUUUCGAUUACGAGUAUGAUUCCUGACCGCAAAAUUACCAAUUAAGGAUAGCCAUUUUUUUCAUCGAUUUGAGAGCUUGCAAUUCCAAUCUUUAAAAACUUAACCAUUAAAAUCUGACAAAAGCACAUUGAAAGCUAUAAAAACAUCUUUCCAUAUUUUGGAAAAUCCCAACAUUGAUAAGAAAUACCAUUGCUAUAGCUAUAGUGAUCAACCCUUUGACUUCUGGAUUAAUUUGAGUACAAUCUAUGCGAUUGGCUGAUGUAGGCAUCAAAUUCUAGAUCUACGACUGCAACCAACUGUACCUUCAUCUACCAAUCACAUUCGAGGAAAUUGUAGUGGCUAUAGUUAGUUUUGAGAAAUCCACCACAAAUACAACAUAAAGACAAACAUAAAAUCCGUACAUUAACACUAAACUCAUGAAUGAAACAUUUUCAGUGGAAAACCAUUGCCGACCUAAAAACCCAUGCGAGAAUGACGGUUUAUGUGUAGAACUGGAAGAUGAUUAUAAGUGCAGGUGUAAAAUCGGAUAUCGCGGAGUCAACUGCGAAGGUAUGAUGUCUCAUUAAUCGUAUAUCUCCCAGAAGUGGUUAACAUAACUUCCCUCCAUGAUAUUCAUAUGUUGUCCAGCAUAUAGGUAAUGAGAACACUCAAACUUACUUAGUAGAAGUUAUCGUCUGUAUCUAACGCCAAAUUCUUAUAACCAGUUUACAAAGAAAUUAUUAGCAGCUAGAGGGGAGAAUUAAUAAUCACAUCUUGGAAAUUUAAGGGUUUAAGUGCCAUUUAAACACUUGUUUACGUCUCAAGAAAAAGGUUUGAUUAAUUUCAUGGAAAUUCGUAAGUAAGGCGUCACAAAUCCAAAAUUCGCGGUAUUCACUUAUAGAAAGUAGACAGGGUACAUAAACCUCUUCGAUUUUAGCAUAUUUUGAACGUUUUUGUGGUAUGGUGCAUAACCUAUACUUAAAAAUUAUGAUAUGCACAAGUACCUGAUUUUAAAAAGCGAGACCCUUUCCAUUUUUUUCUUUUUUUUCAACAAGAAAAAGAGUAUUGCAUUCCAAAUCCCUGCAAGAAUGGGGCAACCUGCACCGCUGAACAGCAAGGAUAUACGUGUUCUUGUCAGCCUGGCUUCAGAGGAGAAACAUGUCAAAGUAAGUCAAGUCAUUCAGUGAAGGUAACCGUUUUUGAUUUCAUAAUUAUAUAAUGUAUUCAUUAUUGAGAUAAAUUCGGUCUGAAAUAUUCUCAUGUCAAAUUUGAAGCUUGGAUUACAAGUACACCAAAAUGUAUAUGAUACAAUAUUCCACCGCAGAAUCUAAUCAUAUCUCUCGUAACUGUGAGCUCAAAAAUGCGAUGAACAUCUUUGAAAAUUUACAAUAAUUCUAUAAAAUUAUCACCUUUUCCAAAGUAGAAGAGAAAAUUGUGGAUUUUAAAAAAAACAUAUUUUCUUCGCUUUUUAACAGUCCGGGAAAUGUGUGCCUCCAAUCCAUGUCUGCACGAAGGAACAUGUAUAGAAAUGGAUAACAAUACCUUCAAGUGCCUCUGCGUAGCAGGUUGGAAAGGAGAACACUGUCAUGGUAUGUCCAGACCACAAAAGUAGGAGGACAAAGUGUAGUGUAAAGCUAGCACUUGUAGUCAGGCGUCAUUUGAAUUAAAUUGUGACCGAAAAUUUGACCAUUUUACAGGGUGAUGCCUCUCUCUCUUGUUUUAGACAUGCAUCGGAUUCUUUUUUUUAUUAUUUAUUUUAUGAAAGGGAAAGCGAAUGAAGCCUGUUGCAUUAGUUUAUAUGAGUAAAUCAAAAGCCAAUAAUGGUCAUUAAAAAUGCAAAAACUAUUAUUCAUCGAGAAAGUGUGACAAAUUAUUUUUUUUAGAUAAGGAUCUUUGUGUUCCAAAUCCAUGCAAGAACGAAGGUCAUUGUGAAGCACAUGGAUUCUCCUUCCAAUGCCACUGUGCCCUUGGCUUUAAGGGAAAUAAUUGCGCAGGUAAACUCAUUUUCUGUCCUAUUCAGGGCUCAUUUCCUAACGUCAUCAUGUGCCCAACAACAUAGGGAGGAAAAUGAUAUCUCUAUUAUCACGACCGUAAAUAUCGAUAAACUCUGUUCAUGCGAUUUUGCAAUGCAACAAAAGUGACAAAGUAAGAGUGCCUUUGGGAGAGCCAUGAUAUAAGGAAUCACACCAUCUGCAGUUUUAAAGACUAAAUAAGAACUAUACGUCUGUUUAGUGUCAAAUUUGUCUGAAUCAUGAACGCAGUUUUACUUAUCUAAGGUUCACGCAAGUUGAAAUGGGUUCCUGGAGACCCCAUUUGGCGGAUUAAGAUCACCCUUUAAUAAAAAAACAAAGGAAUUCCACUAUUUUGCGAAGACCUCCUUAUCUAUUAUUCAUGACACGCUAUGCGCUAGCAACGUGUAACCAACGUCGUCACAACAUCCCUAUGAUAAUAGUUUAAUUUCAUUUCGUGCAGCAAAAGAUCCUUGCAGCCCGAAUCCAUGUCACCAUGGGGGCCACUGUCUCAGCCACAGUGAAGUUGAUUAUGAGUGUGAAUGUGGAAAAGGAUACACUGGAGUAAAGUGUGAGAGUAAGUCCACCUAUUUGAUGAAUUGCUUACAGCUGCUGCACACCGUGUAGAAUGAUAGAGAGAUAUUAUUCGCCUUCUCACGAGGGGGGAACGAGGUAUUGGAAAAUUCUGUUUAUGAACAGAAGAAAAAAAACCAAGAAAAUUUAGGAUCUUUCUUCUCCUAUUCACUCCCAUGUAGCUCUCGACAUGCUGAUCCUCGCAAGAAUUUUGCAAUAGCUUAGCCUUCCCUGUAACUCUUUGGUAGACUAUUGGAGUAAGAAAUCCGAAGGUUUGGGACUCGGUUCCUCGGCGGGGGAGGAGGGCGUUACUCGACAAUCCAGAUCAAAAUGUAUCUCUGUAUUCCCUUAGCCCAUUUCAAAAAUUCCUAUUUUCAACAACUGUUUCUUCUUCUACCCUAGGAUUUUUUUCUCGAUCAGUUACUGAAAGAAGCUGAAUACUCCAUGAAAUGAAACGAUAUCGAGAAAAAUGUGAAACAUACACUGCUUUCUUUUCUUAUCGUUUAAAUGAUAUGAAAUAUUUGUGUAUGUGCAACUUUUAUAUGAUUAUAUCUUCUUUAAAGCUCGGCCGCGGCUUUCUUUUUCAUCAUUACAGGAGUAAACCCUUGUUACCCAAACCCCUGUAAAUAUGGAGGAACUUGUCAAACAACAACAGAUAGUUUUACAUGUAACUGCCCCACUGGAAGAGUUGGAGAAUUCUGCGAAGGUAGCAAACCAUGGAUGACGCUCAUCAUAUGCAUAAGCGGCUGAUAAAGUGUCGUCCUUCUUGUUUUGUGGUGUUUUGUUUUCUUCCGUUUCAUUUCAUCACCAACAAUAAUCAUUAUCAUGAUUGAGGUACAGGCCUUCUGAUGGACAAAUUUUGAUAUGACUUGGUUGAAGUUUAGGGGAUCAUCAAAAAUUAAGGUUUCAUAGUCCACGGUUUCUUCUUUUAACAGAGAUUGACCCUUGUCUGCCAAAUCCUUGCGAAAAUGAAGGAGCUUGCAUUAGACUGAGCCACGGCCAGCACCAAUGUAUCUGCACUAACGCUUUUGUUGGUCCACUUUGCACAGGUGAGAAUCGGUAAAAAGAUAAAAUUAAAGACUAGAGAACCUCAGACGAACAAACAAUGUGUUGCUUUAUGUUACAUCACACCAUAGUCUAAAAGAAUAAAGACAAAAGCGCAAAAGUAUUAAAAAUUUCAUUGGCUCAAAGAUAAGAAAAGAAAAAUCCACUGACGAGCCAGGGCUCAGCCCACAUGAUUAAUCCUUAAUUAAGCGCGCUAACCAUGAAUUAAGAUAAUGUCUCCAACCUCCAUAUCAAGUUAAUAUCAGUGGAAGAAAAUGGAGCAUAGAAUUCGAGGGAAUAGGGUUCGUUUCCUAAUCGGGUUCAACUUUUUCCUUUUACCUACCUUCUUGACAAGACCAAUGAAAUCCUUCUUUAUUCCAGCGAGCCUACAUUCCACCAUCUUUUUUCAAAAUGAGAUAAAAGGAUGAUAAAAUCCAUAAAAUGUCCAUCUAUAGACUUCAUGCAGUUUUGUUGAUUUAUUUUUUUAGUUUCAAAUCCAUGUCUACCCAGUCCAUGUCUUAACAAUGGGACCUGCGUGAAUAAAGGCAUUGCAUUUGAAUGUCACUGUCCAGGAGCCUUUUCUGGAAAGCGAUGCGAAAGUAAGUAGACUGUAUCACUUUAUAUUUCUAGGAGGUUUUAAAUUUAUUUGUUUUCAGACACCUUCUUAGAGAUUUAAAAUGUUCAGUUUGUCUGAAAUAUCUCUCAGAACGUAGCUCUCAUCUAAUGAAAGGAUCUAAUUUGUUUUAUUUCUUUUACAGUUCAGUCCAAGUGUUUUCCAAACCCUUGCCUUAAUGACGCCACUUGCCGUGAUGUUGACAUAGGUCGCGGCUACGUGUGUUACUGCUCCAUUGCAUACCUGGGACCCGACUGUGAAAGUAAGAUUACUUCUUAUUAUAACUAAACCUAAUUUGUUCGCAGAUAUUCACGAAUAGCAUUUGAUUGAAGAAGUUUUACUCAAUUUUUCCUUUCAAUGCCAAAAAAAAGUCCGCCAUCGCGCAAUAACAAGAGAAAUAGUUUACGCCGAUGUUGAAUAGCACGGUGCAUGGUAGUGCCACGGAAACGGAGACUGUUUAAAUCCAUUCUCUUGGAAAAGUCGAAGUGAGACCAAAAACCAAGAAAGACGAAUCUUGAUUUUGUUCAUCGCGAUUUCUCAAAAUGUCCAGUUGGUACCGUAGACUUGAUCUCCAGAUUUAGAAGGAAAUAUUUAUACAACGAGAACUUUAUUAGACAUUUUCUGCUUAGUCGGAUAUGCUCAACCGAUGAUCUACAGUUUAAAACAUCAGUUGUCUUCUCAACAGAAACAAAUUUGUGCUUUCACCACAACCCUUGUCAGAACGGAGGCACGUGCAAAACUGAUGGAACCAACUUAGCGUGUCAAUGUCCUCCGGGUUAUCUGGGUUCGCAUUGUGAACGUGAGUGUUUAGAUAGUUAGAGGCUAACUAGCUUUAAGCUCUCUUGAAACGUAGUUUUAAAAUAAUAGAAGAAAUUGAAAAAUAAAUGUUAAUAUUUCUUAGAAUGAUAAUGGAAGGCUCUUCUGAUCGUGUUCCUUGACUGGUAUAAACCCAGAAGCUUUAGAAUGAGUAUUCUGGCUAAAAACGUUUGAAGCUAUUUUUUUUUAAAUUUUUUUUAACAUUCUUCAACAGAUUGUUCCUAUCUGAAAUGAAUGACCAGUGUUAGUUAACAAAUGAUUUAUAAUAGAAUUAUCCACACAUAGAACAGCCAAAGGUUUUUUCAGUAAUUUUUUUUAAAAGGACUUUCAAAUUAGUUGUUUUAUGCCUUUCAUUCAUUACCCAUUCGUUUCUCCAAUUUUUUUUCUUCGAAUUAUAGAGGCGAACUUCUGUUUUUCGUCGCCCUGCAAAAACGGAGGAACAUGUUCUCCAAAGACUGAUGGCUUUGAAUGUGACUGCAAACAAGGAUUUUUCGGAAAAACUUGUGAAGGUAGCCACUUUACGUUUUCAGUAGAUAUCUUGGAAACGCUCUGUUGACUUGAUUAAUAUUUUAUAACUUCGUCCAAGCAUUGCUUAAUUUGUGGUUUUCUUUUCCUUUUUUUUUGUUUAUCAAAUGGUAAAUGCCUUAGCAAAGUGGAUUCGGAAACUAAGUCAAAUAAUUUUGUAGAUAUCUAGUUAUGAAACGCUCUCAUACAACUGUCAACAGCCUGUAUAAGACAAUGAAGAAUCCUGAUCCACAAGGAGAGCAGCAGUACUAUUCCCUCUUGCAGAACUUGCUACCUUUCAUCCACUACCACACAAUUUCUUCAAAAUGUCAAUAUUAUCAACUGAAACACCAAAUUAUGUCUUGCAGUAGCUAUAAAAGUAAGGAGAGCGCUAAAAGUUAUUUUCAUACGCUGUAGCAAGCUUUUUAAUUUGCAGUUUUAAGUAAACUGGUUCCUCUUCAGUAAAUUAAAUUUAUUUUAUGACCCUGAAAUUCCGCAGCUUUGAGCAGUCACUGUUUCCCAAACCCCUGCAAAAAUGAUGGGUUGUGUGCUGAAGUACAGAGCAAGGAGGGCUAUAUUUGUGUUUGCAAGGAGGGAUUUGUUGGAUCGCAUUGCGAAAGUAAGAUUUGCAUGAGACUACAAUCAGUUGAGAUACGAGCAAUUAAUCGAGUAUGCCCUUAUAAUUAGCGUCGAUACUGAAUGAGUACGCAUGAGUGCCAGUAGAUAAUGGAGAUGCUCAGAAUGGAUAGAUGGUUGAUUCCCUUUUGCUAAAUGCACCUUUUUAUUAUUUUCCAUUCUUCCUCAGAAGUUACAAAGCGUCGCUCGGGCGAACUUUAGGAAUUGAUGGAAUUCUGAGCUACUGACUACCACGUUAUGAUCGCUGCAGUUUUUCUACUCUCCAGGUUUACUAACCUAUGCUUUUCUGUUUUAUCCUUAUUAGGAAAAGAUCCGUGCAUUCCAAAUCCCUGUCAACACAAUGGUACAUGCUUACAGGCUCAUAACAGGCGACGAUAUCACUGCCUCUGUCAAGCCGGCUGGCGAGGAUAUGCCUGCGAACGUACGUAUGUCACGGAAACAAUGCUGUUGAGACAGUGAAUCAAAUCUUUAAGUCAGUUAAUGUUUAAAGUUGUAAACUCAAGUCUUAAUUGUUAACCGUCCUUAUUUUUAUUUCUAUCUUUUGCUUCUCAAUCAGGUGGCGAUCUUUGCUAUCCCACCAACCCUUGCCUUAAUGGAGGAACAUGUUUCAAUGCCCUCGACACCUUUAUUUGCCACUGUCCUAAAAGAUAUUCGGGAAAACAUUGUGGAAGUGAGUAAUAUAUUCCUGAUUCCUUCGCCGGUAGUCUCUGGCUAAAAUUAGCCCACCACUGACAUAUUAGCACACCUAAAAAAUGUACGUCACCUCUUUUUCAAGUCUUAUUGCAAUAGUCUAUGUACCUUGGUGAAGAACUCAUACCAUUAACUUAUAAUCCAGUAUCUCUUUCACAUAGAUGACAAGUGUGCGCGUUGUGACGUAAAUGCGAACUGCGUGGAUGGAACGUGUGAAUGUAGACAUGGUUACGUUGGCAACGGUUUCACGUGUACUCGUAAGUUGAAAUAUCAAAAUGAUUGAGUAUUUCCUCCGCAUUUCUGUGAACUGUUUGGUUUCCAAUUGAAACGUCACUGAUGCCACGUUGUUUCUUCGUACCUAAUAAUUUUAAGGUAAUACAGGUAUGCUGAAUGAAAUCUCUGAUUUGUGACAUACUUUACACGGCAGGCAUAGAAAUCAUCGAUCAUUUGUGGUGCAGUAAGUCCUGUAUCUGGUUUUUAACAAAAUUAGCAGGAAAGAUUAAUGGUUGUCCAAAUGAAAUGCCAAUUUGAAUAUGUAAUGCUCCCUGCUUUUAAUCUUAAAUGGUAAAUUCGUUUCUGUUUAAGCUGUUGGAAAUCCGUGCCAACCCAACCCUUGUGAAAAUGGCGGAACAUGUCAUCCAGGACAUGGUGAAAAACUGUUCGAAUGCACGUGUCGCGAAGGAUUCGUCGGCACUAAGUGUGAAGGUGAGAUAACAUGCAUGAUGGUUGGCAUCCAGGGUUGCGAUCUGCAAUGAGCUUUUAAAAUGCUCUUUGACCUACCAAUCCUGAAGCAGAAACUCAGACCAGAAAACCAUCCUUUCGACUACUUGCACAUGGUUCGGAGAAAAAUCAUUUUUGGAAGCUUAAUUACUUCCCCUAAUAAAGUUCUCAUCAACGUCCCAUCCCAUACCCAUCCAAACCUCUUGAUCAUACUUUUAAGAUAAAAAUUUGGUCAGAGAGGCUUGCAAAUAGGAACUUUGACUUAUUACCGUGAUUAUUAUAUCAUGAUUGCUAAAGAUAUUAGACGAUUGCGUGAUGGUCCGAUCACAUUCACGGUAAUCUUUUUCGACAUGACAUUUAUUAUGUACUGUUUUAUAAAGUGUCUUUUAUACAAAGGAGUAAAUAAGCGCAAUUUCCUGAUUAAGGUAAUGAAACAAAAUUAGGUGAUUUUUUUCUUAAUUUUAACAGAAUCCAAAAGUGCAUGUGCAUCAAACCCGUGCGCUAAUGGAGGAACAUGUGUAGAUGCCACAAACAAUGAUGGUUCACUGCUGGAGGGCGUGAUAUUCACAAAUCAUUCACAAUUCAAAUGUGUUUGCCCCAAGGGUUACGCAGGAGAAAACUGUCAGAGUAAGUAGAUGGGUCGUAUUUAGUCGAAACUUGUAGAUAACGCUGACUAGUUUGGUGGUAAUUGGUCCAGAUUUCAGCAGUGACGGAUCAACUUGAACACAGUAAAUUUCCAUAGGAUAAUCCGCUGUGUCUUCAUUAUCAGUUUAUAAUUUGAUCAAGCUAAUAGAUGUCAGUUUUAUUAUCAUAGCUGCUUCUUUAUUCACUUCAACAGAGCUUGUCAUGAAUAAUCCUUGCUCCACCCACCCAUGUCUCAACAAUGGGACUUGCUUUGACGAUACAAACAGCGCUGGAAUAGAUCUGAAACUGCUAAAUGCUUUAGACUUUCGUUGCUUCUGUCCAAUUGGAUACAGUGGUAUUGUCUGCGAAAGUAAGAAAAUGAAUUUGUAAAUAAAAGUUGUUCAUGUAACUUUGUGAAAAUGAUAUCUCAAUCUCUCUUCUUGAAAACAAAAAAGGAGAAUGUUAUAGUUCAAAUUACUCCUGCGUUUCUUUCUUGAACAGCACCUAAGUCAGCAUGUCACUCAAGCCCAUGCCUCCAUGGUGGGACCUGCUUAGACUCUUCAAACACAGCUGACGUGGCGUUUAACGCUAACGGUUAUAAAUGUCUUUGCGCCGCGGGCUUCAUAGGAAUGAAUUGCGAAGGUAAACUAUACAUGGCGAAUUUCUAUCCACUACAAAGAUAGUGCAUAGAUAGAUAAGUACUCUGGUUGUAUCAAUUCCUAUCAAUUUACUGGAAAUUUCCUAUCGUUUCAAUAGCCAGCUCAGCAUCUGAAUUAAAGACUGCUACAGUCACAGGUAAGUUUCUACCUUUAAAUCUAUUUGGACACGGCUUUUAUAUCUAUAAGCGAGUUACCUUUGAAAAGAAGGCAAGUCAGAAAAAAAACUUUUCUUCGUCAGGGAAUGCUAGCCUGGGAAGCGAUAGAUACAUCUUUUCAUGCGCAUAGAUAUGUCAGUAUAAGUCCCAACAAUUGCUCUUUGAGGACGUCUGGAGAAACACAAAUAUUUAAACAGCCUAUUACACUUCAUCAUCAUCCCUCUAUUGCACUUUUUCUGUAAAAACCCGUAAAUGACCAGCAUAAAAUAACAAGUUUUUAAUUUUGCUUGUUCGCACUGCAUUAGCAAAUAUUAAAAUAAAUCAAUAAUUUACUCAGAAUUGUUAUCACUUUUUCUAAAGCUGCCCUUCAGGCCACAGCCAAACCAAUAAGUGCACAGGGAUACAAACCAGCAGGUCAGUUAUAAUUCUAUACGUCCUAUCUGACAGAAUUAAUAAAUAUCCAAUAAAGACCGCUAAAAUAAAAUGUUUUCUUAUACUGUAAAGAAACAGUAUCACUGAUCCAUUGCCGUCCUAAAGGUAUAGGUCUCGCUUUGAUAUACGCAACAAAUGGUUAUAGAACUUCCGCAUUUCGCCUCAAACUACUACCAGGGGGAAUGGUAGAUGUUUUCAUCAUUAUCGAAAUGGUAAAAAUUAUUUCCCGCCGUAUUACACAUGCACCAUAUUUCCCACAUGACUAGAGUUUUUAAUCACGGUAUUUUAUGUUUUUUUUCUGAAUUUGCAGCUCCGGUGAUAGAUGUUCAUGCAUCCUUAGGGACACCAGGUGCACCAUCAGGUAAAUACUCCUUGGUCAGCAGGCCUGUGGCCCACAACUCUUGACGAGGUCGAUAGUAAUGAACGUUUUUCGAUAUUAGAUUCUAUGCCUGCUAGCAUGUAACACUUAAGAAAAUCGGUCCUAGGACAUAAGAAAUUGUACAUCAAUAGGUGUUUCGCUGCUCGUGUGAUCUGCUAGUAUUCCGAGUACACUUUUUCAUUGUGGAAUUUUCUUUUAUAAAUGAGGUAAGCUUCCCUGUUACCACACGGCUGUGAUCAUGUGUUGACUCUAGGAACAUUGUUCAACUUCUCACACGAAAAUUGGGUGGCGAUAAUCAUGUAGACUCCUUAUUCGAAUCCGUCUAUUAAGAAUAAACCUUCCCGUCGAAAAAAGCUCAUUUUGAGGUCCAUUUCUUGGUCAGAAUCCAUUGAAUUAGAGCGAUCUAUUCAUGAAAUAGAAGUAAGAAACAUUUUCUUGAGAUCUAUAAUCCCCGCGUUGGCAAGGAAAAUAAGCAUGCCAUAAAAUAUUGCUUUACUUUGGUUAAAAGUUUGAUUUUGUGGCCAAAUUCUUUUAUUUCGUUUACUGCAGCUGUAGCCUUGGUGCCACAAGAGCCAAAGGAAACAAGCGCAGUAUUGGGACAAUUGGGUACAACCCUACUAGCCAAACCAGUUACAAGUGUAACCAAGCCGAAUGUUGGUCUGACAGCCGAAAUUGAAAGACCCAAUCAAGGCCAAGUUGGUGUUGUUGUGAUUCCAAAAUCUGCUCAAACACCUCCCGCCAAAACUUUGACUGCGACGGUCCAAGGCUAUGCCCCUCCCAGUUCCUCGAGUAUGACAUUACUUACUUGUAACAAUCUUCAAAUAAAAAGAUAAAACCCUCUCGUCGGAGCCUUUUCUCAAGUAUCAAUCAAUGCCUCUUUUCUCUUGCAGGCAGAGGUCUUGCGAUGGCAUUAGCACCAGGUACACUAGGUCAGAUUGGUUACGUAGUGCCUGCAUCAUCAUCUUUACUGCCAUAUGUGGCUUCUCCGAGCCUGGCACCAGCACCUUCUACUAAUUCUCUUCCAUAUGUGCCUUCCAAAGCAGCACCUGCUCAACCGCCAUCAGCAGGUCUCAUUUCGUCACCUCUAGCAAUGUCAUCUCUGCUUGCCGUACCAUCUUCAUCACCUAAAGUAGCUCAGGCACCUGGGAUUAUAAUGCCCCCAGGGCUAUCACCACCUCCGGGGAAUGGACCUGUCACUUUGGCUGUACGAGGAGGGACACCUGUUUUUGGCCUAGCGGCAAGAAGACAAACUUUGAAUCAGAGGUCAAGAAAUCAUGGUCCUUUCUAUUCAAGUUAUAACGGUUAUACGAGUAGGAGCGCCAACCGAAGAAAUAAUCAACAGAGUUAUAGACAUUAUCCUUAUACCAGAACAAAUUGGUACUCGAAUCCAAAGUACGCCAAUCCUUUCCAACGGAGUUACAGACGCGUAAACAAGAAAAAACGAAGCAGUCACGAUCAAGGUAAAACAGUCUAGCUUAAUGAUGAACUCAUUACACGCCUUUUUUUUGCUGUUAUUUGAAAAAAAAAACGAGUUUCUCGAGCAUUACUCGAUCGUCUCUCUGUUCGCUCUGACGAAGUGCUUAUGCUCAAACUGUUAUCUUUGAAACUCUUUACGGUGGCCAAUUUACGAUAUCAACUCAGUUGAUAAUACUAAAUUACCCCGUUAUACUCUCACACCGACGCAGCACCACAGUUUCUUUAGAAACCUACCCCUUCUGUUCAUUCGUCUCUUCAUUAUCCUAGCAAACUAAGAGGUAUGUUGAAAACUGCUCUUUGCCAUAAUGCAGACCCCACAGAUCCUUUACCAACUAGUGACAAAUGAAUGGGAAGAAAUUCUAAGCUCCACCAACAGAUGGCAGAUUUCAAAUCUAACUUAACUACUUAUCCAUUAUUUGGCAGAAGAAGACGACAAGCCUUUGAAGAAUACCCCAACCGACCACCUAAACGCUGAGGAAGAUGUAAAAAGAUCUUCAUGAAUGGCAACUCAAGGAAGAAGUGGUCCUUCCCAGUAAAUUUAGUCCUUCUACUACUUUGAUAACUUCCUGUGCAAUUUAGACAAAUAUUUGGUUGUUGUAACUUAAAAUUUAGCAAUUGCAAUUUUCUCAUCUUUAGGCCCUUUCAUUAUAUUAAGCUUUUUUUGUCCUUAUAUUUUCAACCUUCUUGUUUUCUCUAUACCUAUUUCUAGGAAAACAAUUUUAAAAGAGGCAACAGAAAGCUCUGAAUUUUGUUUCUGACCAGAGGAUAAAAGGAUUUUUCAUGAGCUCGGUUAUUACUCUGAUGGGAUACUGCUCAUAAUCACACGCAGUGUCAGAUUAAACUAUCGGAAGUAUGCAGCAAACAUCUUUUUUUAAGCAAGAACGGUUCAAACACGAAACUUCUACACCUAAACAUGGAUAAUAGAAAGAAUUAUGAUUCCAGUCGGGAAAUAAAAGUGUUAUCUCAUCUGUGAAGAUUUAAAAUGUUUUGGUUUUUAUCAAAUGAGAUGUAAAUUGGCCACAGUGGAGCUUUCUACAGACUGAAGUUUUGUUAUUCACUUUAACGAAGGGCAGGUGCUCGACAUGUUAGUUUUAGAGACUUCUUACAGUGGCAAAUUUACAUUACCCACUCAGUUGAUGAAACCAAAUUAUUUUGUACUACCACCCACAAACGCAGCACCACAGUUUCUUUAGAAACUUACCCACUUUGUUGACAUGAGUACUGAAGUCCAUCUUUGUAUAUUGUGAGGAUGUUCAAUCGCUAGCUUUCUUUAAUCUAAUUUCGAGCUUUGAACGAAGAAUUUUAUCAAAGCGAUGAAAAUGAAUAUGGUGUCGAGAUAGG